Molecule: messenger RNA, 3580 nt
Organism: Malurus melanocephalus (red-backed fairy wren)
Lineage: Eukaryota; Metazoa; Chordata; Aves; Passeriformes; Maluridae
Gene: WNT5B
Product: Wnt family member 5B
Exons: 5
Coding region: 2216-3472 (418 amino acids)
Biological process (GO): canonical Wnt signaling pathway; cell fate commitment; neuron differentiation
Cellular component (GO): extracellular region
Molecular function (GO): frizzled binding; cytokine activity
Source: RefSeq, a predicted model, not a curated record
UUUUGGAGUUCUUCCUCGUGUUCCCCUAGUGCAGCAGGAGUGGUCUGAGUUGGUGUGAGUAGGCUGCUGCAGGGGAAGGAUGCUUUGAGGUGAAAGUGGAAGUCACUUAGAUGGUGAAGGAUGGACAGGGAUGAUGGCCAGGAGGGGUGGUCUGCCUGCAGUGAGGUUGGGCUGUCCUACCUAAUGCUUCACUGACUCUGUUCAUGCCAGCCCACCAGCAGCCCUGCUUCACUCCACCUCUCAUCCUCACAAAAUUUCGCUGAUGUCUCCCACCCAGCCCUGCUUUGGCAAACAACCUUACAAAGCUGUUUGAACCAGCCCUGCAGAUGGGCUUAAAAAAUAACCCAAGCUUUUUAUUUACAAAAUCAAAACCUCGCAUUUAGGAUUUUGGUGGCAAGUAGAAACAGGUGCAAGAGAGGUAGGCCAUAUUCUUCAGACCACCAGCCAAGUACUCUGCAGCUUUUGGUCAGGAAGCUGCUGGUUGAGGCUAAAUCCCUGCAGCAAUGCUUCACCUGCUAUUAUCACUUUAUCUGAAGUCAUAAACACAGCCAGUGAAGAAAUUAUUUCCAGCAUCUUAAAAAGGACUUGGUUCCAUAAUGCACAUAUUAGCUCAAUGGCAGUUGCUUUCACUAGCAGCAGAUUUUAGGUAGAAUUCUCCUGCUGAAGGAGCUCCUUUAGUUGCCACCUUUCACAGGAUAUUAGGCUGGCUAGAYGAGCGAUCUUUCCCCUUAUGGCAAUACUUAUGUCUUGUUUUUCGAAAGAUCAUUGCCUUGCUUGUGCUUGUUGGCAGUCAGGUUGUUACCAGCAGUACUCAUAACACGUUACUGUUGUUAAUCAUCAUAUGCCUGUGCAUAUUAAUACUUAAAAUGAGAUGUUUAAUUAAUGCCAAGUUUCAUGUGAGCAUCUCCCAGGGUUUUCCAGCUGAAAAGGCUUUUGUUUCCAGUACACCACAGUGCUAUCAGUGGACCACCAGAGCAGGGCUGCCUGGUGGUGUGUCCUGGCUGCCCCGUGGAGUGCUGCAACUGCACACAUGUGCUUGGAGAAGCUCACACGAACACGGACAUUGACAUCACCUGUAUUUGUGGAACUGCCUCAUCAGCUGCUGCCGUCUCACAUUCCUGGCUGGGAGAGGCACCCGGGCGGCUCGCCAUGGUUUACUCCUUUCUCAGAAUCCACAGGGAGACUGGGUGAGGGCAAAGCUUGGAGAUGCACUUCUCCCAUCAUGUCAUCUAUUUACAUGGCACAUGCCUUGUGUGUGUGUGAGACAGCGAGGGCUUUUAUUUUUUUCCCUCUGCCCUAGUUCUUCUUUCUGGCUGUGGUGAGAUGGAAAGGUGGGACGCUCUCAUCUCUGCUAGCAAAAAGGUUUCCUGUAUCUGAGGCUGGCUUGGAAAUUCUUUAGGUGACAUCACACCGUGUCUGUGCAGACUCAUUGUUUGUCAUGGAAAAGCCAUUCAUCCAUACACAACUUCCUUCCUUCCCAGACUCAGAGAUAAACUUUCCAUUCUGUCUAUUCCCUAUAGAAACAGACCCAAAACAUGUAUGCGUGGCUACACACACAUACACCUCACCAUCACUCCGUCACGCUCGGGGCUGUGGGAGGAGGAAAAGGGAGGAUAUAGAAGAUGUGAAUAAAGUCACCCUGUUUUCUUCAGACAUGGAUCCUGCUGUGCCCAAGCAGUAAAACUCCCCUCCCACUGAGGUGCUGGGUCACACAAGGCUUUUUUGUCCUGAGGCUAAUUCUGGCACUUGCAGCCCCACAUCUGCCUGCCAGGUGAGAUGGGCUACCAGCUGCAGGUACAGCACAUCUGGAUGGGGGAGGAAGCGAAGCGUGCUGCAAACAAACACAGCAAGUCCACCGUGGCGGGUGCAAGGAAUUCGAUAAAAAAUAUACUUCAGCAGUCUGAGCUGCCAAGGCUGGUGAUUCAUGUCUCGGGUGCUGCUUGYGAGGCAGACGGCAAGGCUGGGUACUUGUGUACCCCACAGCCACAACUUGGGGGUCCUGUGUGUUCAGCCUGCCUUUGGGGACCCACUGCUGCCUGGGCUGGGGAACACCAGGCCUGGUGAAGGAGGCUGAGGCGUGGGGGGCAUUUUUCUGUGGAACAGAGGUGGGAACUGUGUGSUGCAGGGUAGGACAGGACCUUGUAGGACAUCUUGUAGAGAUGGAGGCAGCAGCARCGGUGUUGAUGGUCUGAUAAGGUGUUUGUUUCCCUACGGCAUGAGGGAGGCAGGGUGUGAAGAGCACCUAAGAAGUACCUGCACGGUACAGGACGCCUGCAUUUGCCUUCUGCCGCUGUCAGGGGGAGACAGGGCUGAGGAGCUGCCGGACUGCCCUGCCUUUGAGGGCGCCCCGUCCCGGCGGCCGGCUCCGCGGGGGCUGCCCCCGCAGCCCACCAUGACCGGGCCGAGGCUGGCCCUCGCCGCCGCGCUUCUCUGGAGCUGCACCUCGCCGGUGGCCGACGCCAACUCCUGGUGGUCUUUGGCCAUGAACCCCAUCCAGAGACCUGAGAUGUACAUCAUCGGCGCCCAGCCGGUGUGCAGCCAGCUGCCGGGGCUGUCCCCCGGCCAGCGCAAACUCUGCCAGCUCUACCAGGAGCACAUGGUGUUCAUCGGGGAAGGGGCCCGCAGUGCCAUCAAGGAAUGCCAGUACCAGUUUCGGCAGCGGCGGUGGAACUGCAGCACGGUGGACAACACUUCCGUCUUUGGGAGGGUCAUGAAAAUAGGUAGCCGAGAGACUGCUUUCACCUACGCGGUCAGUGCGGCCGGGGUGGUGAACGCCAUCAGCCGCGCCUGCCGYGAGGGAGAGCUCUCCAGCUGUGGCUGCAGCCGGACCGCCCGGCCCAAGGACUUGCCCCGAGACUGGCUGUGGGGCGGCUGCGGGGAUAACGUGGAGUACGGAUACCGCUUCGCCAAGGAGUUUGUGGAUGCCAAGGAGAGGGAGAAGAACUACGUGAGAGGUUCGGAGGAGCAGGCUCGCAUGUUGAUGAACCUGCAGAACAACGAGGCCGGUCGCAGGGCCGUGUACAAGCUGGCGGACGUGGCCUGCAAGUGCCACGGCGUGUCGGGCUCGUGCAGCCUCAAGACCUGCUGGCUGCAGCUGGCUGACUUCCGCAAGGUGGGCGACUUGCUGAAGGAGAAGUACGACAGCGCCGCGGCCAUGAGGAUCAGCCGCAAGGGCAAGCUGGAGCUGGUGAACAACCGCUUCAACAUGCCCACCCAGGAGGACCUGGUCUACGUGGACCCCAGCCCGGACUAUUGCCUCCGCAAUGAGACCACCGGCUCGCUGGGCACCCAGGGCCGGCUGUGCAACAAGACCUCGGAGGGCAUGGAUGGCUGCGAGCUGAUGUGCUGCGGACGGGGCUAUGACCAGUUCAAGAGYGUGCAGGUGGAGCGCUGCCACUGCAAGUUCCAUUGGUGCUGUUAUGUGAAGUGUAAAAAGUGCACAGAGAUCGUUGACCAGUAUGUCUGUAAAUGAAAGGAGCCACCAAAGCAACAAAUCUAUAUUAUAUAAAUCUAUAUAAAUAUAUUUUAUAUUUGUAUAAAUAAACAGAUGAUGAUAAUAAUUAAAGAAGCUUAUUUAAGA